This is a messenger RNA of Ictalurus punctatus (channel catfish), 1000 nucleotides long. RefSeq lists its product as uncharacterized. Gene Ontology annotation, cellular component: transcription regulator complex; nucleus. The record is from RefSeq and is a predicted model, not a curated record. Gene Ontology annotation, biological process: regulation of transcription by RNA polymerase II. Bases 139 to 819 code for a protein of 226 amino acids. The transcript has a single exon. Lineage: Eukaryota; Metazoa; Chordata; Actinopteri; Siluriformes; Ictaluridae.
GUCAGUACGCGCUGAUUGGUUGAGCGGUUAAGCACAUCCGUUAGCGUAUCCGGAAAUGUUGAGAUGAGACCCAAGAAACUCUCGAGCUAAACCAGACUAAAAAAACAAAAACAAAAACAAACCCAGCAUAAAAGCGGAAUGGGGCAGUUUGAAGAUCAGUUGGCAGAAGAAGUGCGACGUUAUAAGCACCUGUACGACCCUUCUUCAAAACAUUACAAACACAGUGACGUGAUGAUGAAGUCCUGGAUGGAAAUAGGCAAAACACUGGGCGAAGAUCCGGAGGUGUGCAUGAAGAAAUGGAAAGCAAUUCGAGAUAAAUUUGUGCGUCUGAAAAAAAAGUUCAAGACCAGAAAUGGGGACUCCGGGCCGGAUGAAGACAAAGAACCCGAGUACUGUAUGAGGUUGUCAUGGCUCAACGGGUUUAUUAAACACCGAGACACGAAGAACGACAUGGUCUCUAAAAGUGAGGUGGGAGAGUGGAGGCGGAGUACAGUUCCGCACGCGACGUGUAGCGACGACGACUCCGCGUGCACGGAAGUGUCGUCAGUGAGCCAGCCAGUCAAGAAGAGGAAGCGAGUCUCCAAAGGGGAGGACAUUGUGGACAAAAUAGCAACUUUACGUCAGGAAAUGGUGAACUGUACGGCUCUGGUGUCCCAGCUGAGCGCCAUCACUGAAUCCCGCCGGAGCAGCGACGAGUUUUUCACUUUUGCCCAGGCUGUAGCGGACUCUCUCCGGAAACUCCCUCCUGAGCGAGUGGAAGCUACCAAAGUCAAACUGUUUACUGUGCUUGGAGAAGCACACAGUGCAGCCGGACUUUAGGAUUUUAAACCCCUCUCUAUAUUUUUCUGCUUUAUGUUUGGUCGAUGUUAUGCACAAGUAUCUAACAAUUUCUGUUUUUACACCACAUGUUCCUCUGUUCCAACAAUGAGCCGCCAGCAUUCUUACAAUGUACAACAUAGUAGUUAUUUUUAUAUUAAACUAAAAUGGUUCACAACUUUUA